This is a messenger RNA of Coprinopsis cinerea okayama7#130, 792 nucleotides long. RefSeq lists its product as hypothetical. The record is from RefSeq and is a predicted model, not a curated record. The transcript has a single exon. NCBI's taxonomy places the organism in Eukaryota, Fungi, Basidiomycota, Agaricomycetes, Agaricales, Psathyrellaceae. Bases 1 to 792 code for a protein of 263 amino acids. Gene Ontology annotation, molecular function: protein binding.
AUGUGCAAUCGCGAGGUCUUCCAGGCCUUCCAUGGUUUAGUGGUACGAAGGAGAAGGAACAGGACUGCUCCAGGGCUUCCCUCAAAGACCGAAGAAAUACGCAAACCAAUAAAGGACCCGCCGAUGAAAGAAGAAAGGGAAACGAAGUCACCUAUGAAGAGAAUCGCGAGAGUCUACUACGACUUGCCCCGUCGACUGUUCUCCAACCUUGUGCUGCCGUCCUCGAUUCGAACGUGGAGGAACACCGACCCUCCUCUUCCAUUUUUGCGGUACCUCUUCUCAUUCUCUAAUCCAGCCGAAACGAAUUCCGACAAUAACUGCAUUGAACAUGACGAAGCAAAUCCGUUGCUGGUUCCAAAUGUCAACGCGAAUCAAGGCUACGCUCUCACCAAGGCCGUACACGCCCAAUUCAUCCCACUCGUGCGCUUCCUUCUCGAACACGGGGCAGAGUCAGACACGAAAGACGGUAUAGCUGUGAUGGUUGCCAUCCGACAGAAGAACUUGAAGCUGGUCAAAAUGCUGAUCGAAAGGGAGGACAAUGCUGGCUAUAGCGAUAUCAAUUCGACAGCACCAUCUACACCAAAAUCUUCACUUGGGCAGGUGACAGGGACGAAGAAAAUGAAUACGAAGCAGAAAGGGUCGGCGAAGAGAAGGAGAUUGGAGGAUAGGAUGAAACCUGAUUCGAGGAUGUUGAAGGCGGCGGUUCAGUGCAAAGCCAAGGACAUUGUGGAGUAUCUGUGUCAUGAGAAGGGAGUGGUGCCGGAUAUCCAAACGUUACAGCUCAUGAUGUAG